AUGACCGAUCGAUUCGAUACGCUCUUGGCGCAGAUAGCACAACAACAUGGCGGCGUGGAACCACUUCUGGAUACAUUCUUUGGUUUCUUACAUCGUAAGACUGAUUUUUAUGUCGUUUCAAAUGACCCAAGUUCGCACAGAAUGGGAUUCUUGCCUGGUCAAGCACAACAGAAGGUGCUUUCGGCAUUUCAAAAAUAUCCGAUGAAAAGACUACCAGAUAAAGCUCGAACUCGUGUUCAAGACAAUGUAUCAUCAAAGAAGAAUGAUAGUACAUCAAAGUGUAGUCAUAUUGCUGUGAAUGAGGAGAUCCAACCACAAUUAACAGAAGAUGGAAAGCAAGUUCCAGUGGGUAAUGGAGGUCGAUCAAAGAAUUACGUCUGGACACAGACAUUAGAGGAUGUGACGAUUCACAUGGAAUUACCGCAAGGUACAAAAGCAAAGGAUUUGGACUGUCGCAUUGAAUCGACAAAGAUUCAAGUGACACUCAAGUCUGAUCCAAGAACAUCAUUACUAAAUGGAGAAUUUGUUGAAAAGAUACGCGUUGAUGAGAGUAUCUGGUCAGUAGAAAGCAAUCACAUGCUUAAUAUUUCACUUGAAAAGAUCAAACCGACAUGGUGGGCUAGUGCGAUAAAAGGUGAUCCAGAAAUUGAUACCAGUCAAGUAGAUUCUCAACGGAAUAUUCAAGAUUACGAUGAAGUAACUCAAGGUGCUAUUCGAAAAGCAGUCUAUGAUCAGCGUUUACAACAAUUGAACGGUGGACAGCCACUUACACCCGAGGAGCAAAUGUUGCAGGAAGCCAAAGCUCUUCCUGGCUCCCCGUUUUUACCUCGUACAUGA
Molecule: messenger RNA, 837 nt
Organism: Plasmopara halstedii
Lineage: Eukaryota; Oomycota; Peronosporomycetes; Peronosporales; Peronosporaceae
Product: Nuclear distribution protein NUDC
Exons: 3
Coding region: 1-837 (278 amino acids)
Biological process (GO): protein folding
Cellular component (GO): cytoplasm
Source: RefSeq, a predicted model, not a curated record